Molecule: messenger RNA, 2692 nt
Organism: Rana temporaria (common frog)
Lineage: Eukaryota; Metazoa; Chordata; Amphibia; Anura; Ranidae
Gene: SMURF2
Product: SMAD specific E3 ubiquitin protein ligase 2
Biological process (GO): negative regulation of BMP signaling pathway; ubiquitin-dependent protein catabolic process
Molecular function (GO): protein binding; ubiquitin protein ligase activity
Source: RefSeq, a predicted model, not a curated record
GGCUCCCGGAUCCCUUUGCCAAGGUGGUCGUGGACGGGUCGGGGCAAUGCCACUCUACGGACACGGUGAAGAACACCCUGGACCCCAAGUGGAACCAACAUUAUGACCUGUACAUCGGGAAGUCAGACUCCAUCACCAUCAGUGUAUGGAACCAUAAAAAGAUCCACAAGAAGCAGGGAGCCGGGUUCCUGGGCUGCGUGCGGCUCCUCUCCAACGCCAUCAACCGCCUCAAAGAUACCGGCUAUCAGCGGCUGGAUUUAUGCAAGCUCGGCCCUAAUGACAAUGACAACGUUCGAGGGCAGAUAGUAGUUAGUCUCCAGUCCCGGGACCGGAUCGGCACCGGCGGGCAGGUGGUGGACUGCAGCCGUCUCUUCGACAACGAUUUGCCUGAUGGGCCCGGCCUGGGUUUCCUGGAAAUAGCACUCACUGCUUUAUCUCUCCCGUGUCUGGACCGUAGCUGGGAGGAAAGACGGACCGCCUCGGGGCGCAUCCAGUACUUAAACCACAUCACCCGGACCACCCAGUGGGAGCGCCCAACCCGGCCGGCAUCGGAGUACUCCAGUCCUGGGAGGCCUCUGAGCUGUUUUGUAGAUGAAAACACGCCUAUCACAGGGACCAACGGCGCCACCAGCGGCCAGAGCUCGGACCCCCGCAUCACGGAAAGGAGAGUGCGGUCACAGCGACACCGGAAUUACAUGAGCAGAACGCAUCUACACACCCCGCCUGACCUGCCUGAAGGAUAUGAACAAAGGACUACACAGCAGGGCCAGGUGUACUUCCUCCACACACAGACGGGUGUCAGCACGUGGCACGACCCCCGGGUGCCCAGGGAUCUUAGCAACGUCAACUGCGAGGAGCUGGGCCCCCUCCCGCCAGGCUGGGAGAUCCGGAACACAGCCACAGGCCGAGUCUACUUUGUAGAUCACAACAACCGCACCACGCAGUUCACAGACCCCAGGCUGUCCGCCAACCUACACAUCGUAUUAAACCGCCAGAACCAGCUAAAAGACCACCAACAACAGCAGCAGCAGCAGCAACCUCCGCCACCACCCCCGGUGGUAUCCUUGUGUCAGCUCCCCGAUGACGUGGACUGUCUGACCGUCCCCCGUUAUAAGAGAGACCUGGUGCAGAAACUGAAGAUCCUGAGACAGGAGCUGUCCCAGCAGCAGCCUCAAGCUGGACAUUGCCGCAUCGAGGUGUCCCGGGAGGAGAUCUUCGAGGAGUCGUACAGGCAGGUGAUGAAGAUGAGGCCGAAGGACCUGUGGAAGAGACUUAUGAUCAAAUUCCGUGGGGAGGAGGGCUUGGACUAUGGAGGCGUGGCCAGGGAGUGGCUUUACCUGUUGUCUCACGAGAUGUUGAACCCGUACUACGGCCUCUUCCAGUAUUCCCGCGACGACAUCUACACACUACAGAUCAACCCAGAUUCUGCGGUCAACCCGGAACAUCUCUCCUAUUUCCAUUUUGUGGGGAGGAUUAUGGGCAUGGCGGUUUUUCACGGGCACUACAUUGACGGAGGCUUCACGCUACCCUUUUAUAAGCAGCUGCUUGGGAAAUCCAUCACGUUGGACGACAUGGAGUCUGUGGACCCCGACCUGCAUAACAGCCUGGUCUGGAUUCUAGAGAAUGACAUCACGGCGGUGUUGGAUCACACGUUCUGCGUAGAACACAGCGCCUACGGUGAACUCAUCCAACACGAGCUGAAGCCGAAUGGGAAGACCAUCCCGGUGACGGAAGAAACCAAAAAGGAAUACGUCAGAUUGUACGUGAACUGGAGGUUUCUGCGGGGGAUCGAAGCGCAGUUCCUGGCUCUGCAGAAAGGAUUUAAUGAAGUUAUCCCACAACACCUGCUGAAGUCCUUCGAUGAGAAGGAGCUGGAGCUAAUCAUUUGUGGGCUGGGGAAGAUCGAUGUGAGCGAUUGGAAAUCCAACACCCGAUUAAAGCACUGCACGGCGGAAAGCAACAUCGUGAAAUGGUUCUGGAAGGGGGUGGAGUCCUUCGAUGAGGAGAGGAGAGCGCGGCUACUGCAGUUUGUCACCGGAUCGUCUCGAGUUCCUCUGCAAGGCUUUAAAGCGUUACAAGGUGCGGCUGGCCCCCGGCUCUUCACCAUCCAUCAGAUUGAUGCAAACACCAACAACCUGCCCAAGGCACAUACAUGCUUCAACCGCAUUGACAUCCCGCCCUACGAGAACUACGAAAAGCUCUCCGAGAAGCUCCUCACAGCCAUAGAAGAGACGUGCGGCUUCGCCGUGGAAUGAUUGCGCGCGCCACACCCCUGCGGACAUUUAUUUAUGAAGCGCUAUCUCCCGGCCCCCCCUCCCUCUGCGUCAGAGGUGCUGGGGGGGAGGGGCUUCCUUCCACGGGGCACUGUGAAUGAGGAAAGAAACUGACGGUUUGGGAUUAUAUAAAUAUAUAUAUAUAUUUUUUUUUCCAUUAUGAAAAAGUCGUACGACCGCCGCGCUCACGACUUAGCUGCUAUUUAAAAAAAACAAAACAAAUAUCUUGAACUUUAAAAGGACGCUGACUUUUUUUUUUUACGGGAAGGCAGCGCUCUGCAUAUAAAGACUACUAUUUUUAUAUGAAAAACAAUAAAAAAAAAGAGGAGGGUUUAUCGAUUUUUUUACAUUCCCUCUUCCCGGAUCGUGACAUCACGGCUGCCGAAAGGGGAGAGAGGCCGAGCCGAUCUGUGAACAGG